Molecule: messenger RNA, 1487 nt
Organism: Aspergillus caelatus
Lineage: Eukaryota; Fungi; Ascomycota; Eurotiomycetes; Eurotiales; Aspergillaceae
Exons: 1
Coding region: 88-1422 (444 amino acids)
Molecular function (GO): hydrolase activity, acting on carbon-nitrogen (but not peptide) bonds
Source: RefSeq, a predicted model, not a curated record
UCUUCAUCCACCUCACAGAACCUAAAACAAGCAAAGAACAAUAAUGCGAUCUUAAACGACACAUUUCCUCAAUACGUAUUACUGACCAUGGCGCAUGCAAUGCACCUAGGUGAAGUACCCCCAGUCUUCCAAAUCGACCUCUCUCUUCCCCCAUCCGAAAGAUACAUCCACGUCGCAAGACAAUACCACAACCACCUAGUUUCCAUAAAGAGUCUCUUUGACCAACUCAUCACCGAAGCGCUCCCCAAAUCCCUCCAACCAUGGAUCAAAAGACUAUCACGUCUAUCUCUGCGCCGCCUAUACACCCACGAAGAAACAGAAGAAAUCAAAGGCAUUAGCCGCGCCACUGGGAUAGAACUAUACUUAUUAGUCUCAUUCAACGUGCUCCUGGACUUACUAAUGGGCUGCACAAGCGGCGCAGCACUAACGAAACUUGAUAACCCCGCAGGCGAGCAAUCGCAGCCUCGACUCUUCCAUUUCCGGACCCUAGACUGGGGCAUGGACGAGCUCCGCAAGUUGCUCGUCUGCUUUGAAUACGUCCGCGGACCUGAUUACGAUACCGUCCUGGCGACGAAUAUCACUUACAUCGGGUUUGUGGGUGUGUUGACCGGUGUCAGGAGGGGACUUAGUGUUUCUCUGAACUUCAGACCGAACCAUGAUACGAGCAGCUGGCUGCGUAAUUAUCGGUAUUAUGGAAGUCAUUUACUUGUGCUCUUCGGGUGGAGACGGUCUAUAUCCUCUAUGCUGAGAGAGUAUAUCCUUCCUUCGGAUGGUCCGUUGCCCCCGCCGGCUCUCGACAAGGUCUGGCCGACGGUAAUGCGGACACCGUCUACAGCUGCGUAUCUGAUCUUUUGUGAUGGGGUCGAUGCGGUGGUCCUGGAGAAAGACCACCGGACAGCUCACAUAGAACGACAAUCAUCUUUCAUCGUCGCAACAAACAGUGAUCAUGUCACCCCCUCGACGAGGGAGAACGGACACCAAGGGGACCAUGUCGGUGCGGCCCUAGGAACAGGGGUGGCCGUCUCAGUUGUGGAUCUCAUAGGAGACAGCGAAGAACGGAGGAAAUUCAUGCAAGCGCACUGGGACAAGAAAGUCAGGCAGGCGAGGAAAACCACUUCAAUCCCAGAAUGCACGUACUCAACUGCCCGCAAAGACCCUCUCAAACGCACUCGCGCGUCUCAGAGGGGAGAUGGAUCGUUACAUGAAGCCGCCCCAAAUGGAUCUUCUUUACCUGCUCCUAGUUCGGGUACGCUGGUGGACUCCCAAGUCACAGCUACGCUAAAGGAAGCUGUUAAAUGGACGACGACAUACCCUACCACCAAUGAGAUGACCCAUUUUGCGGCGGUGAUGGAUCCCACGGAGGGAAAGGUAGUCUGGAUCAGACGGUACUUGGAACCAUUAUCAUUUGAUACACGCUAUUAGAAUUGGUUUCGAUACUGGACAGGGCAUCUAUGAUAACUACAACCACAGCCACAACUAAGGCUCCC